AUGGCGCUGUCGAUAUUUGUGCCCAUUGGCUACGUUGCCACGCUGGUGGUGUCGAUGCUGGUGUUCUCCCGAAUCUACCGACGACGAUCAGCGCUGAACCUGGCCAAAUCGUAUCAACCUUGGUUCCCCGAGGGCCACGAAGCACGUGACAUUUACCAAACACUCGUAGCUGCCGACCCACCUGCGCCGGAGGCAGUGCUCAAAGCGGCGCUGCUUAACCGGGCGAUGACAGAUGUGCGCCGGAUCAUGCGUAUGCGCGAUGACAAGCAGGCACUGGGCACGCUGCUGCAAAAAGGAUCGAUCGGCGACGAGACCAUGGCGCGAUUCACUCUGGCGGAAAAGGAGCUGGAGGCGGAGAUCCUGGACGUGGUGAGCGAGGCCAACACGUUCCGGGAAGGAUGGGGACAGCUGAUUUUCCCGACGGCGAGCGAGAUGGUGGCGCACUUGAAGCACAAGGAGAUCUACUACGACAUUCAGCGACAGCGUGCGGCCGAGGUUAAGAGGCUCGAGGACGAGGGCAAGCCGAUCCCGAAGGCUAAUGUGGAGCUGCCACCGUUGGUGACUCCGCCGGGGACCAAGAUCGAGAUCCAGGGUGGUCCGCAGGGCGCACCUGGUGGACCUACGCCUCCCGGAGGUCCCGGAGGACCUGCCGAUGGACCCAACGGCCAGGGCAUCAGCUUGCCCAUGACGGGCUCGGGUGCAGACGCAAGAGUGACGCUGCCCAACGGCCAACAGAUCCACCCGGCUCAGCUCGCGGCGUUGAUGCAGGGACCGCUGCCACCCAACCUACCUCCGCAACAAGCGGCCAUGCUGAUGCAGGCGCGUGCACAGCUCGUGGCGCUGCAAGAACAGGCCAUGGCCCAACAGCAGCAAAAGUCUGCAUCAGUGGAAGCACCAGAGUCGACGACGACGUCUUCGAACCAGCCCGAGGCGGGUAGCGAUGCUGCUGCUGCCGCGACGGCGGCGGCGAAGACAGUUACUGUCGAGGACGGUGAGGAUGCAUGA
This is a messenger RNA of Sporisorium graminicola, 1005 nucleotides long. RefSeq lists its product as uncharacterized. Gene Ontology annotation, cellular component: Sec62/Sec63 complex. The transcript has a single exon. Bases 1 to 1005 code for a protein of 334 amino acids. Gene Ontology annotation, biological process: post-translational protein targeting to membrane, translocation. Lineage: Eukaryota; Fungi; Basidiomycota; Ustilaginomycetes; Ustilaginales; Ustilaginaceae. The record is from RefSeq and is a predicted model, not a curated record.